This is a messenger RNA of Monomorium pharaonis (pharaoh ant), 4829 nucleotides long. RefSeq names its product E3 ubiquitin-protein ligase MIB1 (gene mib1). Gene Ontology annotation, cellular component: cytoplasm. NCBI's taxonomy places the organism in Eukaryota, Metazoa, Arthropoda, Insecta, Hymenoptera, Formicidae. Gene Ontology annotation, molecular function: protein binding; zinc ion binding; ubiquitin-protein transferase activity. The transcript is spliced from 15 exons. Gene Ontology annotation, biological process: protein ubiquitination. The coding region runs from base 113 to 3157 and encodes 1014 amino acids. The record is from RefSeq and is a predicted model, not a curated record.
UCAAAGUGGUACUUUAUCUUUCGGUGUAUGCGCGAGGUAGAGGCAUCGUGAGGCAUCGUGUUCUCCGCGAUUUUUCAGCGAAGAAACGCGAAGGAAUCGUUGUCAACGAGCGAUGGAGGCCGGUGCGAGUACGGGUACUCGUACGACGCGUUUUAUGAUGGAAGGCGUCGGCGCCCGAGUGAUUCGUGGACCGGAAUGGAAGUGGGGAAAACAGGAUGGUGGAGAAGGUCACGUGGGCACCGUUAGAAAUUUUGAAUCUCCAGAAGAGGUUGUGGUCGUCUGGGAUAACGGCACAGCAGCCAACUAUCGAUGCUCUGGAGCUUUUGAUCUACGUAUAUUAGAUUCUGCACCAACUGGAGUGAAACAUGAUGGCACAAUGUGCGAUACUUGUCGUCAGCAGCCUAUCUUUGGAAUAAGAUGGAAGUGCGCUGAAUGUGGCAAUUAUGAUCUUUGUUCCAUUUGUUAUCAUGGGGAUAAACAUCACUUACGACAUAGAUUUUUUCGCAUUGCUACACCAGGAAGUGAAAGAGUUUUAUUGGAGCCUCGUAGGAAAAGCAAAAAGAUUGCAAUUCGUGGCAUAUUUCCUGGUGCAAGAGUUGUACGAGGCGUGGAUUGGCAAUGGGAAGAUCAAGAUGGUGGAAAUGGUCGUCGGGGAAAAGUUAAUGAAAUACAAGAUUGGUCUGCAGCUAGUCCACGUUCAGCGGCUUAUGUUAUUUGGGACAAUGGCGCCAAAAAUUUGUAUAGAGUCGGAUUUGAAGGAAUGGCUGAUUUAAAAGUAGUUAAUGAUGCAAAAGGACAAACAGUAUAUAGAGAUCAUUUGCCAUUAUUGGGUGAGCAAGGUCCAGGUCGAACAGGACCUCAUGGUCUGCAAAUUGGUGAUCAGGUUAAUGUCGACUUGGAAUUAGAAAUUGUACAGUCAUUGCAACAUGGCCAUGGAGGUUGGACAGAUGGAAUGUUCGAAUGUCUUGGCACUACAGGAACGGUUGUUGGUAUUGAUGAAGAUCAUGACAUUGUUGUUUCUUAUCCAAGUGGUAAUCGCUGGACUUUUAACCCUGCUGUACUCACUAAAGUCCAGAUACCCGUUCCUGUUACUUCAAGUUCCGACAAUCAGACGUUUGCUGUUGGAGAUUUAGUUCAAAUAUGUCAUGAUAUAGAAAAAAUUAAAUUACUUCAGCGUGGACAUGGGGAAUGGGCAGAGGCAAUGGCUCCAACAUUGGGAAAGAUAGGUAGAGUUCAGCAGAUAUAUCAUGAUGGAGAUUUAAAAGUGGAAGUUUGUAGUACAUCAUGGACAUAUAAUCCUCAAGCUGUUACAAAAGUGGCUAGUAGUGACGGAAGUGUUCCAGGGAAUAGUAGUGGUGAACGAUUAUCAGCAUUAUUGAAGAAAUUAUUCGAGACACAUGUAUCUGGUGAUGUCAAUGAAGAAUUAGUAAAAACCGCAGCAAAUGGCGACGCCGCUAAAUGCGAGGAAUGCUUAAAACGACCAGAAGCCGAAGUUAACGGUGUAUUCGCUGGUCAUACCGCAUUACAAGCUGCAAGUCAAAACGGUCAUUUAGAAGUUAUAAAAAUACUUCUCCGGUUCACCGCGGAUGUUGAAAUGGAAGACAAAGAUGGUGAUAGAGCUGUACAUCAUGCUGCUUUUGGAGAUGAGCCAGGUGUUAUGGCUCUUCUCGCUGGUGCCGGCGCCGAUCUAAAUGCUCGAAAUAAAAGACGUCAGACUGCUCUUCACAUCGCAGUUAAUAAAGGACACGCUGGUGUUGUGCGAACUCUGUUGGAAUUGGGCUGCCAUCCGAGUCUACAGGACUCCGAAGGUGACACACCCCUUCACGACGCGAUCUCUAAGAAACGGGAUGACAUGUUGGCUCUGUUGUUGGACCACGCCGCAGACAUCACCCUCACCAACAACAAUGGCUUCAACGCUCUGCACCACGCUGCUCUUCGUGGCAACCCAAGUGCGAUGCGGGUCCUGCUGUCGAAAUUGCCGCGACCCUGGAUCGUCGACGAGAAGAAAGAUGAUGGUUAUACUGCUCUUCACUUGGCUGCCCUUAACAAUCACGUGGAGGUCGCAGAGCAAUUAGCACGCGCUGGAAAAGCUGAUCUGGACCUGCAAAACGUGAACCUGCAAACUGCCCUGCAUUUGGCAGUCGAGCGGCAACACACGCAGAUCGUCCGGCUAUUGGUUCGCGAAGGCGCAAAUCUUAACGUCGCCGAUAAGGAUGGGGACACGCCUUUACAUGAGGCCCUUCGACAUCACACGCUGUCACAAUUACGGCAGCUGCAGGACGUACAGGACGUUGGACGAUUGCUGAUGGGUCUGGGUACUCAGGGCCAAGACAAGAAGAGUAGCUCCUUUAUUGCGUGUUUCCUCGCGGCGCACGGCGCCGACCUGGAGUUGAAGAACAAAAAGGGCCAGACACCUUUAGAUCUUUGCCCGGAUCCGAAUCUCUGCAAGACUCUCACUACCUGUCACAAGGAUAAGAAAUCACACGACAUUGAAACGAUUGUCCCAUCGGCAGCAAUCGACGAGUGUCUCGUAUGCUCCGAUGGCAAACGAGAAAUGCUGUUUAGUCCCUGUGGACACGUGGCUUGUUGUAAUGUCUGUGCACCGAGAGUGAAGAAAUGUCUGAUUUGUCGUGAGAACGUUCUUUCUCGAGUGAAGAUCGAAGAAUGCGUGGUGUGUUCGGAUCGCAAGGCGGGCGUGUUGUUCCGUCCUUGCGGGCACAUGUGCGCCUGCGAGAGCUGCGCUGCCCUAAUGAAGAAGUGCGUGCAAUGCCGGGCCCAGAUACAGCACAUGGUACCGCUCUCGGUCUGCUGCGGCGGUGGCGGAGAUGUCACCUACGUGAAGGGGUGCAACGUUUCAGGAACAAUAACUGAAGUCAAGGUAGAUCCCGAGGAGGAACCGACGCCCUCGAACAACACCGGGGUUGGGGAAGCUCUCCUAAUGAACAACGGCAGCCGAGAUACUUCCCACAGCGACAUACAAAAACUACAGCAGCAAUUGCAGGACAUCAAGGAGCAGACUAUGUGUCCCGUUUGUCUGGAUCGUUUGAAAAACAUGAUCUUCCUGUGCGGACACGGCACCUGCCAAAUGUGCGGCGACCGGAUGUCAGAAUGUCCAAUAUGUCGCAAGGCAGUGGAUAAACGUAUUCUACUCUACUAAAAAUAAAAGACUGUCACUGACCAUGCAUUGCGCGUUGGAAUUUUCCAAGGGCAAUUGUAUGAUGGACGAAUUAUAAUCCACGACAAUCCACGACAUUUCGCGAAGGAAAACAUUUUCUUUAACGCCCCGUUUAUUUUUGACAACAAGAUCAUACCAGACUGCAAAGCAACGUUAUUUAAAACAUCAUGAUUUCGAUGAUAUAACAAUGAUAAAUAAUAAAAAUAUUAAAUGUUGUAGUUCUCCGAGCUACGGUGGUUUAUAGAUAAAAAUAUAAGUUGAUCAUAUAUCGAUAAAUAAUCGCGAUAAGUACGCAUAAUUAUUUAUUAUUCGUAUUUUUAAUAAGUAAACUCGUUACAUGAUAGAUGAUAUAUUAUACUGUUGAAGUUGUGUUUCAUAUAUAGUCGUAUGACUAUGUAACAUAUUUCCAGUAAACUUCCUACAAAACUUUUAUUUAUCAUUUAUAAAUAUUAUCAUCUUUCUGCGAUGAUUGCAAAUUUUGAAAACGCUCAAUAAACAUUAGAAAGUUCUUCCGAAUAUCUAUUCGAUAAAAAUAACAAUUUUAUAACAAAUAACUACUUCGAAUAAUUCCCACAUAGAUUGCCAAGAUUAAUAAUAAGAUAUUGCAUUUGACACAUUUAAUUUUCUCGAAGUAUUAAAAUGAAAGCUGUCAAAAAAAUGAUUUAUCAUUGUUAAUUAGAUAUAAUUAAUUAUUAACAUAUAUAAUGUUAUUUAUACGUUACAAAAAAUUGAUAAAAAUUGAUAAAAAUAUUCUUCAAUACAGUGCAAUGGCGAAUGUAUAUUGAUAAUGUAAUGAAGGUAUUUUCAAUUUUUUUCUAAAUUUAAAAAUUUAUAUUAAAUGUUUUGUUUUGAGCACCUAGUAAUUAUAUCUAAGUAUAGAAUUAUAUUGAUUAAAAAUUUAUAAUUUUGGUAUUUAAAAAAUAAUUGGUUUCUAAUAUAUUUUUAUAUUAAUUUUGAAAGUAACAAAAAAUAUACAUGCAUAAAACAAAAAAAAAUUAUAUAUAAUUUUGUAUAUUUAUAAAAUUAAUCUUUUUUGAGAAAUAUUACCUUCAGCUUUUCAAAAAAUGUAGAUUUAUUAUUAUUUGUAUCAUGAAACAUUCAUACGUCUUGUGAGACUCUAAAAUUAAUAACUUUCUUCUUUUUACAUCAAUUUUUAUGCAUUUCUUGUAUAUAUUUUAUAAUAUAUUAUAAUAAGUUUUCCUUAUACUUAAUUUCUGAAUAUGAGUGGCUGAGUUUGAUUCUUAUAUUGCAUCCAAUUACUUGGUUAACUCAAAUUGGAAAAUUACUUGUAUUAGUAUAUAUUAUAACGAUCGAUAAAACUAAUUGAUGCAUUCUUAAACAAAAAUUGAAAUAAUGAAUAUAUAAAAAUAGAAUGAUUCAUAUUUGAAGAUCAUUCCUAUAUAUUUUGACAGUAUUUUUUUUAUUACUGUCUCUUAAGUUUUAUUUCAAUGUAUAUGAUCUAUAUAUUAUAUGUAUCGUUAAUGUAUAUGCGAAUUAUGAUAUAAAUAAAAUGUGACAACAAUCUAAACUACGAUAAUCAUAUCGUAUGUCAAAUAUGUCUCAUACAGCGAAAAUUAUAUCAUUACAUGAUUGAUUGCUUUAAUGUAUUUCAUCUAGUGUAAUGAAAUAAAGGAAUUUUGUAUUACAUAAAGUA